Molecule: messenger RNA, 1372 nt
Organism: Linepithema humile (Argentine ant)
Lineage: Eukaryota; Metazoa; Arthropoda; Insecta; Hymenoptera; Formicidae
Product: thiamine pyrophosphokinase 1
Biological process (GO): thiamine metabolic process; thiamine diphosphate biosynthetic process
Molecular function (GO): ATP binding; thiamine diphosphokinase activity; thiamine binding
Source: RefSeq, a predicted model, not a curated record
CUUUAUUCAUAAUCCUUCAUCUUUUUCUUUUCUAUGCAUAAAUGUUUGUUUUAUUUUAAGAGAAGUAGAGCAAGUGCAGCUGUAUGACAUUUCGCAUAUGCGGUGCCGUGCGACGGUGUGCUGAUAUUCUAUCAAUCGACACGUUUCGGCAUGAAAUUUCGCAACAUGGUGUCUAUACGAAUAUUUUCUGACACAAUUUUGGCAUCUUUAAGACAGCUGCUUUCGCGGUGCAACGUGCUGGAACGCGUCGCGUUGUCGAAUUGUGCGAUGGAACAAAAAUCAGAGCUUAACAGCACCGAGUGGAAUCCGUCCGAUAUAUUUCACGACACGUGUUGCGAGUACGCGGUGAUCGUGUUGGAUCGUCCUAUACAAUGGAAGCAUGACGUGCUGCUUCGAAUCUGGCAAAGAGCUCACAUCACUGUCACCGUCGAUGGUGGAACGCACAGAUGGAUGAAGUACUUGGAGGAACAGGGAAUAAAGUUGUUGAACGGUGAGCAUAGACAAUAUGUACCUGAUCUGAUUACGGGUGAUAUGGAUAGUUGUUCGGUAAUUGUUGUCGAGAAGCUGAUAAGUAUGGGAUCUACUGUUGUCGAGACGCCCGAUCAGUCGCAUACGGAUUACACCAAAGCCUUGAUGCAAAUCGCACAGUACGCCAAGAGGAAGAAUAUAAAUUUGGAUGUAAUAUACGUGCUUGCAGAAACAUCGGGUAGAUUCGAUCAUAUCAUCGGCAAUAUCAAUACAUUGUACAAAAGUGACAAGCUGGUGGGAAACACAAAGGUGAUACAAGUUGCGAGCAAUUCUUUGACGUGGCUAUUAAAACCUGGUUUGCACAAUAUACGUAUACCAGAGAUCUUAGUGAGAGGACAAUCUUGGUGCGGUCUACUGCCAUUUGGAAGUUCAGUUAAUCAUGUAUCAACGACUGGCUUGAAAUGGAAUUUAAAUGACACAACUAUGCAUUUUGGAGGUUUAGUAAGUACUUCAAAUACGUACAACAAGACCGAAGUGACUGUGAAUACAGAUACAUCGAUAAUUUGGACUAUGGGUAUAGAGCUUUUGCGAGAAGCUAUUAAUAAUGAAGCGACGUAACAUUACGUACAUUACUUUCUCAAUAGAUAACUUGCAAAUAAAUGUAGAAAAUUAUCAAGCAAAUUAGGUCAGAAAUGCUCAAUAACGCUGUAAAGUACUUAACAAUAUUUUUGACUUAAAAAUAGUGAAUUGUAUCUGCAUGGAAUUGAGACAAAAUUAAGGCGCAAACGUUACAAUCGAUCUAGAAUCUGAUCUAAAAUAAUUAUUUUAUUUUUUUAACUAUCUUGCACUUGAUAUCUAUCUAUCUUGAAAUCUAUCUUGAAAUAAUAUGCGGCCGAUAACGGGG